Molecule: messenger RNA, 1342 nt
Organism: Drosophila subpulchrella
Lineage: Eukaryota; Metazoa; Arthropoda; Insecta; Diptera; Drosophilidae
Product: endoplasmic reticulum resident protein 44
Exons: 2
Coding region: 7-1236 (409 amino acids)
Source: RefSeq, a predicted model, not a curated record
GUGAAGAUGAAGGUGGCCGGCAGUUUGGAAAUCCUCACUUUGCUGGCAGUCGCAGUUCAUCAACUUUCCCUCGUCACUGGAAACUCUACGGUGGUGGUAACCUACGAAAACGUGAACGAAUUUAUCGAUUCCAAUGAGUUGGUGUUGCUCAGUUUUUAUGCGGAGUGGUGCCGUUUUAGUAAGAUUUUGGAACCUAUUUUCGAGGAGGCGGCGGCGAAGAUUCAUCAGAAAUUCCCCGAACCUGGCCGUGUGAUCCUGGGAAAAGUAAACUGCGACAAAGAAGAAAUACUGGCCGACCAGUUUCGUAUAAUUAAGUAUCCGACGAUAAAGAUCGUCAGGAAUGGAUUGAUUAGCAAUCAGGAGUACCGUGGCCAGAGAUCUUUGGAGGCCUUUGUGCAGUUUGUGGAAAAGGAGCUAUCGGAUCCAAUCAAGGAGUUCCACACAAUCGACGAGCUGAAAAGCGCCGACGUGGGCAAUGGUAUGGUUAUUGGAUAUUUUAUUUCGAAGGACCACGUCGAAUACGAUACAUAUCGCAGGGUAGCGAGCCUAAUGCGUAACGACUGUAGGUUCCUUGUGGGCUUCGGUGACUUGACUAAGGAGCUUCGUCCACCUGGAAAGAACACCCUGAUCUUUCGAGGUGAUCCCUCGAUUCCAAAUCCCAAGCACGCUUACAAUGAGUACCAGGGCAACAUGACCAGCUUUGCAAGUCUCACCGCUUGGAUUGAGAAAAGGUGUGUGCCGCUGGUUCGAGAAAUUACAUUCGAUAACGCCGAAGAGCUUUCCGAGGAGGGAUUGCCAUUAGUAUUGCUGUUUUACAACAAAUACGAUUUGGAUCCCAUCCAGGAAUUCAAGAAGGCAAUUCAUCGCCAGCUAGAGAAUGAGACGAGGGUAAAUUUCCUGAUUGCUGAGGGAGAGCUCUUCAAACACCCGCUCUACCAUAUGGGCAAGUCCCUGGAUGAUCUGCCAGUAAUCGCCAUCGAUUCUUUCAUCCACAUGUACCUAUUUCCGCGGUUCGAGGAUAUUCACCAGCCCGACGUCCUCAAAAAGUUCAUAGAUGAUCUGUUCAACGGAUCCCUUCAUUUUAAUUUCCACUUAGCGCUCGAGGAUGACGAAAAAUCCGAGUCUACGAUCGAUCCUGUUCAACUCCCACCGGUUGUCCACGAAUCCAAGUUUAAGGAACUUAGGCCCUCAAAACACCGCUAUACUCUGAUCAACAAUACUAGAGACGAGUUGUAGGAUCAGUUAAAAAUAUAUUUUCCCUCUUCUUAAAAUUUUCAUUUAAAUUUCUUUGGUAACUUGAGCUUCUAGUAAUGCUUUUAAAUAAAAUACAAAUAAAAUAGUA